AUGGGGUUCGCGCGACAACUCGAUCUCCACAACCUGUUCGGCUGGUGCAUGUAUGCGCUUUUGGCGGUCAUGACUGCCAUUGGGCUCGGGAACCGUCUCUUGGCGUAUGCUGCACGACGGGGUACCGUGACUUGGACCGGCAACCUGUUGGAGCCGUGGCCCCGGCUCUAUGCUUGGUAUCGGCGUUACAUCGGCACUCCGGCAAUGAUGGGCUACCGCAACGCUCAGCCGUGGGGCAUCCUGACGAUCCCAACACGUCUUCAGGCCAUUCUCGUCGCGAUCUACGUCACGCUUAACGUUGUUAUGGGGUGCUACGGAUACGACACGUUCGAGAACAACAUGUUCUGGCUCGGACGCCAGGACCUCCAGCUUGCCCGCUAUGUCGCCGACCGAACAGGCAUCAUGAGCUUCUACAACAUGGUACUUCUGUGGUUACUGGCAGGGCGCAACGAUAUCAUUCUGUGGCUCACGGGCUGGAGCUACCCUUCUCUGAACUUGUUCCACCGUUGGACCGCGCGCGUUGCUGUCGUCCAGGGACUCGUCCACUCGGCCGGCUACGCAUACCUGAAGUGGGGCAAGUUCUGGCCGAUGAUGCGCGAGCGUUACUGGUGGAGCGGCGUGUAUGGCAUGCUGGCGAUGGGAGCGCUCAUCCCACUGUCGAUCCUGCCGUUCCGGCGCUACGCGUAUGAGGCAUUCCUCCUCCUGCACAUCGGACUCAGCGCUGCCUUCCUGGCGCUCAUGUGCAUCCACACGGACAUGUUCGGAUACGACCCUUUCGUUUGGCUCUGCGUCGGCAUCUGGCUCUUCGACCGCGUUCUUCGCCUCCUCCGUGUCGUCGUGCUCAGCUAUCGCACCCUUGGAGCGCGCAACGCUGUCGGCGUUGUGACCGCCAUCGAGCCCGGUCUAAUGCGGCUCAGCGUGGACACUAGCGUGCCCAUCACGCCGCGGCCGGGAGACUACUACUUCUUGUACUCCCCUCACAGUCUGACGCCGUGGGAGAACCACCCCUUCACUCUCGCUAGCUGGGAAAAGCGUCGCGACCGGACCACCCUCCACUUCCUAAUCGCGCCUCAGGCGGGCUGGACUUGGCGGCUUCGGAGGCGCAUCGAGGCUGCGACCCUCAAAGGCGGAGAGUCUGCGCCCCUGGUGACGGCGCCAGAGGCCAGGCUACGCGUGCUCCUUGAGGGGCCAUAUGGAACCCGCGAUCCCAUCGACGAGUAUGACCACAUUCUCCUUCUCGCGGGUGGAAGUGGAAUCGCUGCGAUCCUCCCCUACGUCUACUGCCUGGGUCAGUCGUCGGAUGGCAAGGCGAAGAAGCGCCGUAUCAGCGUGGUGUGGACGGUGCGAAAUGCGGCUUACGCGGCCGACGUUUUUUCGAAUGAGCUGGCCCCUGAGCGCACCUCACACAUCAGCCUCGACCUGUACCUUACGCAGGAGGAACCAGCGUCGGCACGUGCCUUCCUGGCUGGUCUCGAGGUUACGCUGGACAGCGGGUACGGUGCCGUAAACCCCAGCGAGGUCGGAGACAGGGAGCGCCGUGACGUCGUAUUUUCGAAGGGCCGACCGCCUAUCCGCGAGCUGCUUGCGGCCCAGAUCGAGGCGCUCAGUGGGACAGAAGGAUCGCGGCUGGCUGUGCUCGCGUGCGGUCCUGGGGCAAUGAUGGACGAUCUGCGAGCGGACAUCGCAGACGCCUAUGGCUCUCCUAUCCUCCAAGCCGACGCUUCCAGGCUCGACUACUGGCUCGAGUACUUCUAG
Molecule: messenger RNA, 1755 nt
Organism: Trichosporon asahii var. asahii CBS 2479
Lineage: Eukaryota; Fungi; Basidiomycota; Tremellomycetes; Trichosporonales; Trichosporonaceae
Product: ferric-chelate reductase
Exons: 1
Coding region: 1-1755 (584 amino acids)
Biological process (GO): intracellular iron ion homeostasis; copper ion import; iron ion transport
Cellular component (GO): plasma membrane
Molecular function (GO): ferric-chelate reductase activity
Source: RefSeq, a predicted model, not a curated record